AUGACUACCUUUUAUCUAGUUGUUGAACAAGUUGAGACCAUAACUGAAGAAAAUGUUCAUUUGAUAAAUAUUCAACUUUUUAGUUCUUAUGUUGAAGUUGAAAUGAAUAAAAAGCUUUUUAACAAUUAUUUAGAACUGAUUCAGAAACAGUUCUUAGAAUUUGUUGAAUCAAUUAAAAUAAAAUAG
This is a messenger RNA of Cetraspora pellucida, 186 nucleotides long. The record is from the annotation of a GenBank genome assembly. NCBI's taxonomy places the organism in Eukaryota, Fungi, Glomeromycota, Glomeromycetes, Diversisporales, Gigasporaceae.